AUGGACCCAAUUCGACCAGAAUUCGAACUUUUGGACUCAGCAGGGCUUGAGUACCACCAUUGGGUAGCUGAUGUCGAAACCACAUUUGUGGCAGAGGACUUCACCUCCACUAUCAAUCCAUCUGCCGACGCUGCUCCAGUAACUGAGAAAGACAAAGAUAAUGCUCUUAUGUUCCUAAAGCGUUGGGGUUAUCAUCACUUGAAGACACCAAAAGAGUUAUGGGAUGCUCUUGAUAGCCGUUUUGGGAACAUUCAUGAUUCCUUAAUACCACAAUUGAACGUCUUGUGGAACGAAAUCCGUUUUCUCGAUUAUGUAAAAGUGAAUGAUUUCCAAAAAGACAUGUUGCAAAUUCAGGCACAUAUGGACUUUUGUGGAAAGAAACUUACUGAUGAGGAAAUGAUUCAGAAAACCCUAUCGACAUUUCCUACCUCGUCCAUGAUACUAGCGAACCAGUAUCGUUUAGCUGUCGGGAAAAAGAAAGUUCCCGAAGCUAACCAUGGAAAGGUCAAUAAAGGGAAGGGCCCCAAAGGAAAGAGGGAUCGACACUUGGAUUCACAUCCCCAUGAUCCAUACCCACGUGGAUCUAACACCUCUCAUGGAAGAGGACGUAAGGGACAUAAUCGAGGUCGAUGGAGAAAUGGUCAUUCUCAUGUUUGGCAUAGAGAAGGAACUUCUGGCCAUAGUGGUAGUGAUCCAAAGUUCGAUAAAACCCCUACGAAUCCCGCCACUAAAAAGGUUGUAGAUGGAAGUGCGCCUUGUUUUAAGUGUGGAUUUAGCGGACAUUGA
Messenger RNA from Papaver somniferum (opium poppy), 786 nucleotides. RefSeq lists its product as uncharacterized. The record is from RefSeq and is a predicted model, not a curated record. The coding region runs from base 1 to 786 and encodes 261 amino acids. The transcript has 2 exons. NCBI's taxonomy places the organism in Eukaryota, Viridiplantae, Streptophyta, Magnoliopsida, Ranunculales, Papaveraceae.